CUGAUAUUGCUAUCCUCAGAGACAGACCAUAAAUUUCUUGUUUCAUUCUUCUUCCACGAGCUCAACAAGAUCAUCAAACAUCAUGGCUUACUUUUGCCAAAAUGUCUUAAAGAUUGCCGCUUCUUCGAUUGCUGGCCAUAGCAAUUCAGCCCGGUUCGCGGCGUAUCGCCUAUCGUCAACAGCUGUUCCUUCCUAUCAGCACAUCAUCGUUGAGAAACAAGGAGCGAAAACGAAUGUGGGCGUCAUCACGUUGAAUCGACCCAAAGCCCUUAAUGCCCUUUGUGAUGCAUUAAUGCGAGAAGUCAGCACAGCCCUUGACGAACUGGAAAAAGACAAGGAUGUUGGUGCUGUAGUCAUCACUGGUAGCGAGAAGGCUUUCGCUGCUGGUGCUGACAUCAAGGAGAUGGUAAACAACACAUUUUCACAAGUUUACGGAGGAAACUUUCUGAAUCACUGGAACAGAGUAUCUACAUGCAAGAAACCAGUCAUUGCAGCAGUAAAUGGCUAUGCUCUUGGAGGUGGCUGUGAGUUAGCUAUGAUGUGCGAUAUUAUCCUUGCCGGCGAGAAUGCCAAAUUCGGACAACCAGAAAUCGCAAUUGGUACCAUUCCCGGAGCCGGUGGCACCCAACGCUUGAUUCGCAGUGUCGGCAAAUCCAAAGCCAUGGAAAUGUGCCUUACUGGUCUACCCAUCACAGCUCAAGAAGCUGAGAAAUUAGGUCUCGUUAGUCGAGUUCUUCCGCCAAAAGAAUUGGUGGCCGAGGCGAUCAAGAUGGGCGAGAAAAUUGCCUCUCACUCGAAACUGAUUGUGGCCAUGUGCAAGGAGAGCGUCAACCAGGCUUAUGAAACGACUCUUCAAGAGGGUCUCUUGUUCGAGAAGCGUACUUUCCACACUACUUUCGCCACGGCUGACCGGAAAGAAGGUAUGACCGCAUUUGCCGAAAAACGCCCACCAAAUUUCACCGACAGUUAAACUCAUCCGACGGAUGUUCAGCUCCUAUACGCCUCAGUACCGAAAGAUAAUGUUACAAAGUUAAAUUUCUAUGUCGUACCUUUACACAGAUAAAAAUAUGUCCUUUAACACGUCCAUCAAUGGUUUGAAUGGAUUGAAAAUAAAAAAAGGCAGACAAAUCACAAA
This is a messenger RNA of Daphnia pulicaria, 1135 nucleotides long. RefSeq names its product probable enoyl-CoA hydratase, mitochondrial. The record is from RefSeq and is a predicted model, not a curated record. The coding region runs from base 83 to 970 and encodes 295 amino acids. Gene Ontology annotation, molecular function: enoyl-CoA hydratase activity. Gene Ontology annotation, cellular component: mitochondrion. Gene Ontology annotation, biological process: fatty acid beta-oxidation. Lineage: Eukaryota; Metazoa; Arthropoda; Branchiopoda; Diplostraca; Daphniidae. The transcript is spliced from 6 exons.